Molecule: messenger RNA, 2481 nt
Organism: Dermatophagoides farinae (American house dust mite)
Lineage: Eukaryota; Metazoa; Arthropoda; Arachnida; Sarcoptiformes; Pyroglyphidae
Source: RefSeq, a predicted model, not a curated record
UUUGCUUAUUCAACAAUGAUGAUUACAAUUUUUAUGGCAGCAGCAGCAGCAUUAGUAGUAGUAGUAGUAGUAGUAUCUGAAUCGAUUUCAAAUGUUAAUGCACAGGAAAUGACAAUGACAACUGUACCAUCGUCAUUAUCAUCGAUGGCCAAAACAACCACAUUAUUACAUAUGAAAUUAAUGGAUAAUGAUGAUGAUGAUGAUGAUCAUAAUCAAGAUCGAAUGAUUCGUCGUAGAUUGAUUAUAAGAAGAAGUCAACAACAACAACAACAACCACAAUCAACACCUCAGCAAAAAUUGCCAAUAACAACAACAACAACAACAACAAAUCUAGGUAGAUCUAUUUAUGGAUUACGUGAACCAUUCAGUUUUCAACAAGAUAAUGAUUCAGAUGAUCUAACAUCAUCGGAUCAACAACAACAACAAACAUUUGAAAUAACAAAAAAAAUGGACACAAUGUUUGAAUUGAUUGAAACUUCAUUCAUAAAAACAAUGGAAAGAAUUGAUAAUUUGGAAAGAAAAAUGGAAACAAUGCAAACAAAUUUUUUUGAGUUGAUUAAACAAAGCCAUAAAGAAUCGAUUAAUCAUGGACAUCAUCAUCAAUAUGAAUCAGAACCAAUAAUAAAUAAUAGUAAUAAUAAUAAUUAUCCAUCCAUUUUGAAUAAAAUGUACAGCAUUCAUCAACAAACAUAUCAGAUUUGUAAAGAUGCACUUGUAUUACCUAAAGAUAAUGUGCCAAAUUGUCCAACAAUGACCGCUGUUUGUUCAAUGAUAAGACAAUAUCGACAAGAUAAACAUAAUAAUGAUGGAUCGGAUUCAACUGUUACUGGCAGCAAUAAUAGUGGCAGCAGUAAUAGUGGUAAUCGAAGACAAGAUCUUGUUAUUUCAGCUGGAAAUGUUCAUCAUAAAAAUUAUCGUGAUCAUGUUAGUGAUUUAUUGUUAGACAAACGGCCAAUUGGCCGUAGUCAUGAAUCUGAUGAUGAUUUAGAUGCUGAAGCUAUGCGUGAAGUGUUUGGAUUAUUUGCCAAUUGGACAUUGGAUCAAUAUGUACAACGAAUGCAUCGUAAUGUUGCUGAAGAAUUGAAUGUAUUCAAUUUUCAAAUUAAAGAAAAAUUUCAAAGUUUAUUCGAAAAAUUCACCAAAAUGGAUAUGUUACUUAAAGUUAGUGAUCAAUUAUCGGCAUCAAUGUUGGACAUACGUGAUCAACUUUAUGAAGAUCAUCUGACAUUGGAUAAAUUGUCCGAUCGAUUACAAUCAUUAGAUCAACAACAAUCAAAUAAUAAUAAUGAUGAUAAGCAGCUAAAAUGUCCGGCAACCAUCGUCGAUGAUAAUCAUGAGACAAUGAAAAAUGUGACAAAUUUACAAAUCAAAAAUUUAUUAGAAGAAUAUUUUGAAAAAUUUCUUGGUCAUCUAAAUAAUUCAUUACCAUUGACAUCGGUGAAAACAUCAUCAAAACGACAAACAUCGACCGGUGUUAUAAAAUCUAAAAAUGAAUCAAGUACGACAGUCAAAUUUCUUAUAUACGAUACAGCUAAUGUACAGAAAGCUACACCUGCAUCGCCAAGUUAUAAAUCAAUAUCGAUCAAUGAUCAAACAGUUACUGCACCGGUAUUCGAACCACAAACACGAUCACGAUUACAGAAAUCUAAAUGUUCAAGAGAUGCUAAUGUAUUGUAUCCAAGUUCCUGUGAUGAAUUACGUCGUUAUGGUGCUACCUGUAAUGGUGUUUAUGUAAUAUUAACAUUUGGUUCAACUAUGAAACAUGUUUAUUGUGAUAUGGGUCAUAAUGAUGGUGGCUGGACAGUCAUAUUACGUCGUGGUAAAUUUAGUUCAUCCAAAUAUUUGCUUAAUUUUGAUCAAAAUUUCAAUCAUUAUCGUGCUGGAUUUGGUGAUAUGCAUGCCGGUGAAUUCUGGAUUGGUUUAGAUUAUGUUCAUCUGGUUACAAGUAAUGAACCACAUCUUCUUCAAAUUGAUCUACUUGAUAUUGAAGAUAAUUAUGUUUCAAUGGUUUAUGAUGGAUUUCUGAUUGGUGGCAGAAAUGAUGGCUAUCGAUUCUAUGUAAAAGGAAUACGAAAAGAUCUUCUACUAAGCAGUAAUCCAAAUUGGAAUAUAACCGAAUUAGCAUCGAUUGUAUUACGACAUAAUCGUACACAAUUUGUUACUGCCGAUCAUAUAAAUCCAAUACAAUCAUCAUUGCCAACAACAAUGGCGAAUAAACAGCAAACAUUUUAUCGUGAAUGUGCCACAUUGUUUCGUUCUGGUUGGUGGUAUAUUGCACCAUCAUGGUCAUCAUCAAUCUAUGAUAAUGUACCAUUAAUAGAUUCAUGUCGCCAUUUAAAUCAAUUUCAAUUAAUGGCACCAUUAAAUAUACAUCAUGAACAUUUAUCAGUCAAAUGGAAUAAUUGGCAUCAUGAUGAUGAUCAACAUACAACAAGACAAUUACGAUAUAUUAUGAUGAAAAUACGUCCAAAUAAUCGUUAA